This is a messenger RNA of Pelobates fuscus (common spadefoot toad), 960 nucleotides long. Its product is annotated as olfactory receptor 52M1-like. The coding region runs from base 1 to 960 and encodes 319 amino acids. Gene Ontology annotation, molecular function: G protein-coupled receptor activity; olfactory receptor activity. Gene Ontology annotation, cellular component: plasma membrane. Gene Ontology annotation, biological process: G protein-coupled receptor signaling pathway. The record is from RefSeq and is a predicted model, not a curated record. NCBI's taxonomy places the organism in Eukaryota, Metazoa, Chordata, Amphibia, Anura, Pelobatidae. The transcript has a single exon.
AUGGAAUCAUUCAAUGAGACCUGCUUCCAUCCAUCAGUUUUCAUUUUGCUGGGAAUCCCUGGGCUGGAGAACUUGCACAUCUGGAUCUCCAUCCCUUUCUGCUUUAUAUUAUUCAGUUCAAUCUUUGGGAAUUACGUUGUCCUACUCAUUAUCAUAACAGAUGGCAGCUUGCAUCAACCCAUGUAUAUCUUCCUUUCCAUCUUAGCCUCCAUCGACUUGGUUCUAACCAGUUCCACCAUGCCCAAGCUCAUUGCCAUCUUCUGGUUCCAGUACAAUACCAUCGACUUUCAUACUUGCUUGCUACAGAUGUUCUUUGUUCAUGGUUUUUCUACCACUGAGUCUGGAGUGUUUGUAGCUAUGGCUUUUGAUCGCUAUGUUGCAAUAUGUUAUCCCCUUAGAUAUACUACUAUAUUAUCUCUGAGUGUAGUCAUUAAAUGUGGGUUUCUAGCUUUAUUGCGAGGCAUCCUCUACAUCUUGCCUUUGCCUCUCAUGGCUUUGAGGUUCACUGAGUACAGGAGCAAUGUUAUUGUCCACUCCUACUGUGAGCACAUGGCUGUUUUAAGGUUGGCCUGUGGAGAUAUCACAACUAAUGACCUCAUUGGCAUAACCAUUGGUUUUCUUGUUCUAAUAAUGGAUUCCUUAUUGAUUAUAUUAUCGUAUGCGAUGAUUCUACAAGCACUUUUAAGAGUGACCAUCGAAGCACGACGGAAAUCAUUUGGCACUUGUAUUUCCCAUGUUUGUGCCAUUCUUGCUUUCUACAUUCCCAUCCUGACAUCUUCUCUGGUCCACAGAUUUGGAAAGAAUGUUCCUCAUUCCAUCCAUAUAUUACUAGCAAACUCCUACCUCCUUGUUCCCCCAAUGCUAAACCCUCUGGUCUAUGGAAUUAGAGCAAAGCAAAUUCGACAAAAAGUAGUGAAAGCUAUUUUAUUCCAGGGUUUAAAAUCUAAUUAUCAGCUGUAA